CGGUUGACGUAAACGGCAGCGCUUUACGACAUUUAACGAAAACAUUGACGACAGUGUCAUGGCGGCGUACGGAGUCAGUUUUGAGAGUUCGAGCAGUAUCGAAGAAAGAAAGGAUAGUAAACGACAGGCUCGGCAAGAGGCGAUAGAAAAGGCCAAGCAGCAGCAUGAGAGGGAAGAGAGGAGGAAGGAGCUGAAGAGGCAGAGAGGGGAGGACACUUGGAUGCUCCCUGAGAUCAACCAGAGGCUGCAGGAGAUCGAGGAUGAGGGCUCUGUGAAGAGCAAGAAGAAGAAAGAGAAGAAAUCUAAAAAGAAAAGGGAAAAGAAGAAGAAGAAGGCCAAGAAGGAGAAGAAGCCAACAGAAGCAGGAGAUGGUUCUAGUGACAGCUCAGAGGUUUCAGGGGAUGAGUGGGUUGAGGCUCAUCCUCAGACACAAGCUGCUAAAGCCUGGCAGGUUCCUGAUGAGCCCAAGCCUUCAGAGAGCAACCUCAGCCCAGCCCAGAGUGUCCAGAGAGACGAAUGGAUGACUUUUGACUUCCUGGCAAUGAGUACCACGUCCACAGCAGAGAGGAGGGCUGAGAAAGAACGACUGAAAGAGGAGGAGAGGGCAAAGGCUCAGGCCAUUGAACAGGCUGGUUUGCAUAAACUGGAGCUAAACCCGUACUGGAAAGAUGGAGGAACUGGUCUGCCCCCAGAGCAGAUAGCUCGUACUGCAGCAACAAAAGGCCCAGUAGUGAAUGAUGGAGGUCUGAGCUGGCUGAGGAAGAACUACCAGAGGAUGAAGGAGCAGGCAGAGAGGGAGCAGCGAAGCCUCAACGAUGUGGUGGCUGAGAGAUAUGGAUCAAUGGAAGAAUUUCAGCAAAGACUUGCAGAUGCUGAGAAAGCUGUGUAUGGACAGAGAAGAGGAGACAGCAGACCAGCAAGAGGCGGCUGGAGGAAAGGAGAGAAUGAGGCCAGAGAGGGAUGGAGGCGAAAAGAGGGAGAUGGGGCAGAGAGAGGUCAGUGGAGAAAUGAAAGGGAAAGAGAUUUAUCACCCACAGAGAGAGAGAGAUACCGUGCUGGAAGAGGAAAAGAGAGGGAGAGGGGAGGGUAUCGAGGCAGAGGGGAAGAGAGAGAUCGAGAUGGAGACAGGUUUAGAGAGAGGGACAGAGACAGUGAAAGAGACAGUAACAAGGAUAGAGACAGAGAGAGAGAUAGAGGAAGAGACAGAGAAAGAGACAAAGGCAGCGAUAGGGACAGAGAGAGGGAUAGGGAUAGUGAAAGAAAUAGAGAAAGAGAUUGGCCCAGUGUUGCAUCAUCAUCAUCAUCAUCAUCAUCAUCUGGGCAAAACUGGAGUCACCGUUCUCCUUCUCUUGGUUCACUAAAAGGCCGCUUCCUCAAACCCUCAGAAGAUGACGACAGUGGUGAAGCUCCAGAGCGUCGUCGUCCUCUUCCAGCACCGCCGUCCACAGGAUUCCUGAGACCCAGCUCUGAUGAUGAAGACUCUGGUCCACGUAAUACCAGCGUCCCAGCCUGGAAGAAGAACAGCAAGCUUGCCCGUGAAUCUGACAGCUUUGAAAAACCACAGCAGGAGAAAGAGAGGGAUCCUGGGAAAACUGUAACGGCUCCUCAAGAUGGUCUGUGUGGUGACAAAGCUGCUGUGACGACAGAAAGGAGUGAGAGUGAAAGUGAGGAAGAAGAGGAGGAAGAGGUAGAGGUUCCACUGCUGUCAGAGGAGGAGAUGAACAAACUGGGAGCCAAACUGGUGAAGGCAGAGAUCAUUGGCAACACGGCCAUGGUUGACAAGCUGAAAUCACAGCUUGACGCAGCACAUAAAGCCAAAGAGAGCCACGCCGCCCGAAAGAAGCUACAAGAAACAGCUAAGUUAAAGCAGGUUGCAGGUCACUCCAGUGAAGACCAGGAAGUUCUGCUGUUCAGAACAGACCAAUCAGGUCGGGCCUGGCCAGUCAACGCCCCCUCUGGACCUCAGGAGCCCCACGGAGGACGACGGAAGAAGAAACCGAUUGAGACUCAUGUUGAUGGGCAGCGUGUGCGCUACUUCCAGGAUGAUGACAAUGUAGGUCUGAAGGAGAUGGUGAGGAGGGAGAAGAUGAGCACUGCACAGGAUCAGAAUGCCCUCUACUCUCGUAUGGCUGCCAAAAUGAUGGGGAAGACAGACGGUGACAACUACACGCUGGAUGACAUGUUUGUGUCGAGUGCAGCGCAGCGGGAGGGCGAGGGGAGGGAGGAGGAGCGGAUGAGGAGCAAAGCCAUCGGGGACAGUAGGAGGCUGGCUGCCUCCAUGGAGAAAUGCCACCACUGCUUCAGCAGCCAAGAGCUCCAGAAGCACCUCAUAGUGGCAAUAGGCAGCAAGGUGUACCUGAGCCUGCCUGCGGGAGUGUCGAUGACAGAGGGCCACUGUCUCAUCUGUCCUCUCCAUCAUCACUGCUCUGCCACCGGAUUGGAUGAGGAUGUCUGGUCAGAAAUGCAGCUCUUCCGGCGUACUUUGGUGCGUAUGUUUGAGUCCCAGGAACUGGACUGUGUGUUCAUGGAAACGCACAUGAACCCACGCAGAAGACAACACAUGGUCCUAGAGUGUAUCCCACUACCCCGAGAACUGGGCGAUAUGGCACCCAUAUACUUUAAGAAAGCUAUCAUGGAGUGUGAUGAGGAAUGGGCCAUGAACAAGAAGAUUGUCGACCUCUCUUCGAAAGACAUCCGCCAAGCUGUACCUCGAGCUCUGCCCUACUUUGCUGUAGACUUUGGACUCCAGGGAGGGUUUGCUCAUGUCAUUGAAAAUGAACAGAAGUUCCCCCAUUACUUCGGCAAGGAAGUGGUUGGAGGCAUGAUGGACUUGGAGCCGCGACGUUGGAGAAAGUUGAUCAGAGAGAACUUUGACGAUCAGAGGAAAAAAGUCCUGCAGUUUGCACAGUGGUGGAAACCAUUUGACUGUACCAAGACUGAGGGCUAGCUAGUGAAGACUACCCACACACACACACACACAUACAAACACACUGUGGUUCCCAGUGCAGGAAUCACAUUUGGUGAAUAUGGUGCAGACACUGUUCCACCUACCAAUUCAGAAUUUGAUGUAAAAUUCCUAUUAGAGGUUAUAAUGUGAGAACAUUUUUACUUAAAUAAAAAGUAAAUAAAAUGA
Molecule: messenger RNA, 3133 nt
Organism: Siniperca chuatsi (mandarin fish)
Lineage: Eukaryota; Metazoa; Chordata; Actinopteri; Centrarchiformes; Sinipercidae
Gene: cwf19l2
Product: CWF19 like cell cycle control factor 2
Exons: 19
Coding region: 59-2947 (962 amino acids)
Biological process (GO): mRNA splicing, via spliceosome
Cellular component (GO): post-mRNA release spliceosomal complex
Source: RefSeq, a predicted model, not a curated record